AUGGAGGUACAUGAAGAGCAGGUCUCUGCACCUGUAACAGGGGAUGCUACAGCAAAAUAUCUGCUGCAAUAUAUCUUGUCAGCAAGAGGCAUUUGCCAUGAAAAUGCUCUCAUUCUAGCCCUAAUGAGAUUGGAAACCGAUGCUUCAACGCUUAACACUGAAUGGUCGAUCCAGCAGUGGGUCGACAAGCUAAAUGAUUAUAUAAACGCUAUAAACGUAAAACUGAACCUUUUGGGUUACAAGAUCAUUCGGAUCAACCACGGGAUUGGUAGAAACGCAGUGACUUUAAAGGCCAAGCAGAAUUUUGAGUCCUUCGAAGAUAAUACAGCAAUAAGGGCUCACAAUAAUGAUUAUGCAGUUUUGCAAUCGAUAGUACUUCCGGAGAGUAACAGGUUUUUCGUAUAUGUUAACUUAGCAUCAACAGAAGAGACUAAGUUAGCCACAAGGUUUAACCAAAACGAGAUCGAGUUUAUGAAAUGGGCCAUAGAACAAUUCAUGAUCAGUGGAGAGACUAUCGUUGAAGGGCCUGCACUGGAAACCUCGAUAAUUGUGAAGGAAGUCAACCGUAUUCUAGUAGCAGCUACAGGAGACUCAAACCUCGCGAAAUGGCGUAAGUUCAGUACGUUUACUGUAGGGUCCACCAAUCUUUUCCAAUUUCAAGAAUUAACAGCAACGGACAUCGAAGACUUACUACUCCGAUUAUGCGAACUGAAAUGGUUUUACAGGACUCAGGAAGGGAAAUUCGGUAUUGAUCUUCGCUGUAUAGCAGAACUAGAAGAGUAUCUAACAUCCAUGUACAAUUUGAACACUUGCCAAAAUUGCCACAAGCUGGCAAUUCAAGGUGUCAGGUGCGGCAACGAAUCAUGCCGAGAAGAGAAUGAGGAAACUGGAGAGAAUAGUCUGUCUCAAAUUUGGCAUGUUGAUUGUUUCAAGCAUUAUAUUACCCAUGUAAGCAAGAAUUGUGAUCGUUGCGGUUCAUCGCUAAUCACAGAGGGCGUAUACGUUAUUUAA
Saccharomyces cerevisiae S288C is the source of this 1011-nucleotide messenger RNA. It is a transcript of the gene NSE1, whose product is annotated as Smc5-Smc6 complex subunit NSE1. The transcript has a single exon. Gene Ontology annotation, cellular component: Smc5-Smc6 complex; nucleus. Lineage: Eukaryota; Fungi; Ascomycota; Saccharomycetes; Saccharomycetales; Saccharomycetaceae. Gene Ontology annotation, biological process: DNA repair. The record is from RefSeq and is marked reviewed. The coding region runs from base 1 to 1011 and encodes 336 amino acids. Gene Ontology annotation, molecular function: ubiquitin protein ligase activity.